Messenger RNA from Hemibagrus wyckioides, 5235 nucleotides. RefSeq names its product G protein-coupled receptor 158b (gene gpr158b). The transcript has 11 exons. Gene Ontology annotation, cellular component: membrane. NCBI's taxonomy places the organism in Eukaryota, Metazoa, Chordata, Actinopteri, Siluriformes, Bagridae. Gene Ontology annotation, molecular function: G protein-coupled receptor activity. Gene Ontology annotation, biological process: G protein-coupled receptor signaling pathway. Bases 377 to 4120 code for a protein of 1247 amino acids. The record is from RefSeq and is a predicted model, not a curated record.
AGCUUUCAGUGUGGUUCUGCCUGAAGAGCGGGGCAGAGAGGAGAGGCGUUCCGGACCGGACCUGCAUCAUGGAGCGCAAACUCAGAACAACACAAAGGAUUUACAUGUGCAGUGACGAUGAGGCUGCACGCGCCGUGCAACAGGAUGAUACUUCAGUGUGUGUACAUGUGCGCGAGGAUUAAAAAACAUAUUUUUUCAUAAUUAAAAAAAAAACAUGAAAAUGUUUCUUGGAGCAAGCCACGCAUCUGUCUGUGAGGAUGCGGUAUUCGUUGUAGACGCGCGUGCUGGAGGAUGCACGUUUGCAUAACUAAACCCGUUUAGGAUGCUCGAGCUGAGGAAGAGGAUUUAAGAGCGAGUUUUCACCGCGGACGCGGUCAUGGGUGUGCUGCUGCUCUGCCUCCUUUUGCAUGCGGGACUGGCGCGCGCCACGCACGACGGCUAUGUGGAGUGGUCGGACGGCGGCGACGACGACGACGACGACGCCGCUGCUGCCACCGCCGAAAUCGGCGGCGCGAGGCAACACCGCGUCCGAGGCACGGAGCGCGCGGCUUCGGCCGGGGCCGGGGCGGAGGAGCUGCCGCGCGUGGUGGCCGCCUUCCUCCACACGGGCGACGCGAACGCGCUAGCGCACGUGAACUGCUCGCGCCGUUACGAGCUCAGCAGCCUCGGUUCCGCUCCGCCGGCGCCAUCCGUCACUUCCUCACAUUCCGUUCGCGCAGCGCUGGACGCCGUGUCUCGCGCCACCGACUUCCUAAACGCGCUGGCGCGAGAGACGAGGCAAGAUGAGCAGCAGCAGAAGGUGUGGUAUCGUGCGCUGGUUCGGAGUAUGUUGGACCGUGAGCCCAAGAUCCACCGCGCCACGAUCGCACUCCACACUGAGCAGCUCCACCUCCAGGCCACGAGGAUGGAGGGACACGUGGAGCUGCAAGACCUUUCAGGUGAGGAGUCCGAGUCAAACCGCCAGGUCCGGCAGAGAACCCGGAUGAUAACGCAGGCUCGAGCCUCCCAAAGCACACAGGGUCACGUGCAGUGGUCUGCGCCUUACCUGGAGUGCGAGCAGGGGCGUUUCAUCCCGCACUGGCUUCUAACGCUGUCGGUGAAAGUGUUCGGGCUGAACUCGGACCCAGAGCCAGAGAUCAGGGGUGUGGUUAAGGUUGAUGUCAGUCUGCAGGAUGUGGACAUUGAUCAGUGCUCCAGCUCGGGCUGGUUCUCUGGGACUCACCGCUGCAAUCUGACCAGCAUGGAGUGUAAAGCAAUUCCCGGCCACGGUUUCGUGUUGGACAAGUACAAGUGCCAGUGCAGGAGGGGGUUUUACCAACACAGCCAAGUGGCCCUCAACGGUGUCUCCAAACCGGAGCGGGACGGUUCCGUAGGGGCAGAACCCUCGGACGUCUCGGCUCGCUGUCUGCCGUGUCAGGACGGCUGCGUCUUCUGUCGGGACGAUACGCCGUGUCUGGCACAGGAGGAUGGCGUCCUGCGUCUCGCCGUCGUCUCCUUCCAGAGCCUGUGUGUGCUGCUGGACUGCGUCUGCAUGACCGCCGUGUACCGCUUCCGCCGCAACAAGAGAAUCAAAUCAUCCGGUUUCAUUCUUCUGGAGGCCAUCCUGUCAGGUGCCAUGCUCCUCUACCUUCCAGUAAUGAUACUUUACUUUCAACCCAACGUGCUGCACUGCAUUCUGCUGAGAUGGGUUCGCCUCCUGGGUUUCGCUACAGUGUAUGGAACGGUGAUCCUCAAGCUCUUCCGGGUGUUGAAGGUGUUCCUGUCGCGUACGGCCCAGCGGAUCCCCUACAUGACCAGCUGCCGUGUCCUGCGUCUGCUGGGUGCCAUUUUGCUGGUUGUAGUCUGGUUCCUGGUGGCCUGGACCUCGGCCGUGUGUCAGAGCCGCGACGCCCAUCACGGCCUGGUGGAAGAGGGUGUGACGCUCGAGGGUCUGCAGUUCAGCAUGUGCAAGCUUGACCGCUGGGACUACAUGAUGGGUGUUGCCGAGCUUCUCUUUCUGCUCUGGGGGGUCUACCUGUGCUUCGCCGUGCGCACCGUCCCCUCCGCCUUUCACGAGCCACGCUACAUGGCAGUUGCCAUCUAUAACGAACUCCUCAUCUCGGUCAUAUUUCACAUCAUCAGGUUCACCCUGGCUCCUGGACUCCACCCAGAUUGGAUGCUGAUGUUAUGUUUUAUUCAUACGCACCUGACGGUGACGGUGACUCUGGCAUUGCUGCUCGUCCCGAAGUUUGUGUUCGCUGGUACACACAGGCAGGACGACAUCGCCACCGAGGCCUACGAGGACGAGCUGGAUAUGGGCCGAUCCGGCUCCUACUUGAACAGCAGCAUAACUUCCGCCUGGAGCGAGCACAGUUUGGAUCCUGAAGACAUAAGGGAGGAGCUAAAGAAGCUCUAUGGCCAACUAGAGAUCUAUAAGCAAAAAAAGAUGAUGGCGAAUAACCCUCAUCUCCAGAAAAAACGCAACUCCAAAAAAGGCAUCGGACGUUCGUUUAUGCGGCGCAUUACAGAAAUACCCGAGACGGUGAGCCGCCAGUACAGUCGGGAAGACAGGGAUGGAAGUGAACACGGCAGCAAUCGCAGUACCCUACGUAGAAACCCAUUUGAAUCGUCCCAUGGUGGAAAAUCCAGAGAGGACUCUCUAAAGAAUAAAGUGUUCUCCUUGAAAAGAUCCCACAGCUAUGACCACACGCAUGACCAGACUGGGAAUGCGAAUGGUGUUCCAGUUGAUAAAAUGGACAACUCUACAACUGAGCUAUCUCUGCUGGACACCUUAAUGGGGAGAAGGUCCACAAAGAAAAAUCCAGAGGCACAAAAGGUGGAACCUGCCGAAUCUGCAGAGUCUGUGCCGCUGGUGUGCAAGUCCAUCAGUGCACACAAUCUUGCAGCAGACAAGAAGCCUAUGCAUCUCCGUUCCUCAAUGAUACAGAAGUCUCUGAGCGUCAUAGCCAGUGCCAGAGAGAGAACCCUGGGACUUGCAGGGAAGACCCAUAGUGUCGAGGACGCAAGCAAGAAAGGCCUCAAGGCCAAAGACAUAAGGAUGCUUUCAGAAGUCGAAGAAUCUCCUGAAUGCUUCCCGAAGAUGAUCAUCAGCCAAUCAGUAGAGUACAAUAAGACCCCAAGUAAAAUGGGCAUCAUGAAGCAACAAGUGAGUGGAAGUCAACCUUCAAUUUGCUCUGAACCAGGGAGAAGCAAGGAUCUUUAUGACGUUUCUGAGGUUUGCCCCUGGGAAAUGGAAGAUUUGCCCACUCUGUCGGAUGGGAAAGCUCAAAAGCAUGUUUCCAUUGCCCCAAGUGAAACUACCACCAUUCACGAGAGUAUCUCUAAAAGCGGAAAGUCUCAUCAUAAACAACGGAUGGUGGUCCCAUCUCCAUCGAAUCGCCGUCGUUCCAAAGAUAAGGGUGGGAACAGAGAGGAAGGGGGUGACAAAAGUGAUGGGAAGAAACCCAAAACACCGCUUAACCUGUCUGCCUCCAAACCAGAGGUCUGCCCAUGGGAAUUCGAGGAUCCAUCUGUCAAAGGAGUCGAGACCCUCGACAGGACUAGCCGCAAGAAAAGCGUCACUCCGACAGAUGGAAAGCCCAAGAUUAUCCUUUCAGACAUUUCCAAAUCCACUGGAAGCCUUCUGCAGCCUCCAGCCCUCAUGGUAGACAUUUGUCCAUGGGACUAUGACCAACCACCAUCUCCAAACAAGGACAAGACCUCAAGCCCCACACAUCAUUCGAAGAGAAGGGACUCAAACCCGAAAAGGAAAGGUUCUUGCUCAUCAAAGGGGAAGGGGAAGGAAAGGGAGGACGAUAGCCAAAGAUCCAAAAGCAGGGAGAGGCGAAGCUCUUCCAGUAAACCUUCUGAGAAACGGCGUGUCAGCCAGACAUCAGAGAGCGGCCAGUUUACCGUCACAUCGUCUGGUAGAAGGAGAAGCUCGACAAAAGAGGCUGGAAUCGCUGACAGUAGACGAGCUGAAAUGUGCCCUUGGGAAACAGAGAGUAUGCCAAGUGUCACCACCAGAGAUGGAGACAUCCACACAACAUCUCAAACACCCACACCAGCUGCUAGCAAACUCAAUUUGGCUGAGGUUUGUCCAUGGGAUUUUCAUGACAAAACAUUAGGGAACCAUGCAUGACACUUGAGCCAGCUCACCCAGAAUGAGACAGGGUCGAACCUCCUUUGUACACCGCUGCAAUAGAAUGGUUUUGAACCCACUUUUAACAAAAGAGUGCUUUCACAAAUGCAGUGUUUAGUAGGUUUGAACAAAAUCUUUGGUGAGAACACAUCGAGCCUCGGGUUUGAGAGUGUCAUAGCUAUACGCUCAACCAGGUUAAUCCCAGUAAGAAAGCGAUUACGCUCUAACAAAAUAAAAACUGGACGUGAUACACAGAGUGUUUCUCUAGUUUAUAUAGUAAACUAGUUCUUUGUUCUCCGUGCUUGGGUGAUACUUGUGAUAUCUAAAGGUCUGUUUACAUUUUUCCCCAACUGUAUUUCUGGGCAAAGGAGUGAAAGAGUUUUGCUAGAUGCGUCUAGUAUGUGAAACGAAACGGUGACGAAAAACGAGGUGCGAAAAAGCUCAAAAUUAGUGCUGUUUAAACGCUAGCUCUGGUGUUGGGAAGGUCUACAGAGCUGGUUUGGGAUGGAUCAUGUACUGAUUCACGAGGGAUUUAGCUUGAUUUCAAAUAAAACAAGGAACAUUUUCGCAAGUCUGUACACAACAUGUGUUUCGAUCCAGUUAAUCCAGUCAAAUAUAUAAACAUUUUAACCAAAGAAUAUUUAACACCUUGAGCAUCUCCCCAGAGUUAAUGAUACAUUAUUAGCACACUCAGAACACACAUGAGAGCACAACCUUGUUAUUUUGGGAUGGAGGGAUUGCAUGGAUGAGUGGCCUGGUUGUGUUGUUGUUGAUCUGUUGGGUUUUUUCCCCCUUUUACUCCCACCUGAAUACUGUAGUGUUGUGAUUUUUGCAUCGGUAUUCUCUGCCGUAAUAACACGUCCUCACUCGACCAGAUAUUUAUCUCUGUAUCCUAUGAAACAGUGUUCCAGUGGUUUCUGCAUGACCGUGAAUAAACACACUCCCUGUUUUUGUUUUCUUUCUCUCUCGAUGAAAAGAAGCUUCCCGGAGCAAAGCUGUUCCACUCAGCCUGCAACCGUUUCUCUUGUAGGUUUUAUAUAUAUCGUGCUCGUCCGUGAUGGCAUGUACAGAAAAUACCUCCAGCCUGCAAUAAACAUUUCAUGUUCAGAUUUUAA